Molecule: messenger RNA, 950 nt
Organism: Lactuca sativa (garden lettuce)
Lineage: Eukaryota; Viridiplantae; Streptophyta; Magnoliopsida; Asterales; Asteraceae
Product: putative peroxygenase 3
Molecular function (GO): monooxygenase activity; calcium ion binding
Source: RefSeq, a predicted model, not a curated record
UAACUACUAUUUUAUUUUGUGUUUAUUUCUAUAAAUACCAUUAUCAUCAUGUUCAUCUUCCUCAAAUAUUGAAAGAUGGAGUUUAGCAAUGACCCUGUUUCAAUGGCGACAGUUGCACCCGGGGCACCUGUAACAUCCGAACGUCCUAUUCGCAGUGAUCUUGAGUCAUCCAUUCCUAAACCCUACAUGGCUAGAGCUAUGGUUGCACCUGACAUGGAACAUCCCGAUGGCACAGCAGAUCACAACGCUCGUGGCUUGAGCGUGGUCCAACAGCAUGCCGCCUUCUUUGAUCAAGACAACGACGGCAUUAUUUAUCCUUGGGAGACUUACACCGGAUGUCAAGCACUUGGGUUCAAUAUAAUAUCCAACGUUCUCUUUACGUUCUUUACUCACCUGCUAUUUAGUUACCCAUCUCUCCCGGGUUAUAUUCCAUCUCUCUUGUUUCCAAUUUACAUAGCCAACGUACAUAAAUGCAAGCAUCCAAGUGUUUCUGGAACAUAUGACACGGAAGGAAGGUAUGUGCCAGCAAAUUUUGAGAACAUGUUCAGUAAAUAUGGCAAAACUACACCUAAUAAACUAACAUUCAAAGAGAUAUGGAGUAUGACAUCAGGAAAUCGUGUUUCACUUGACAUCAUUGGAUGGAUAUUAAAUAAGGUCGAGUGGGUUGCUGUGUACUUAAUUGCAAAAGAUGAAGAAGGUUACCUGUCAAAGGAAGCCAUGAGAGGCGUCUUCGAUGGCAGUUUAUUCGACAAAAUUGCCAAAAGGAAUGCAACCAAGGGUAAAAAGAGACGUUGAUAAUGAUCAUAUAAGCCUAUACAUAAAAUGAACAUAUCAAUAAUGCAAUAAAAGUUGAAGUAUUUGUAUUCAACAACAAAACUUAAAUACCUUAAAUCUGUGGAUAUUGUAAACAACAUUCGAAAAAAAAAACUUGGAUUGCUAUUGCACAUGGA